Protopolystoma xenopodis is the source of this 213-nucleotide messenger RNA. The record is from the annotation of a GenBank genome assembly. Lineage: Eukaryota; Metazoa; Platyhelminthes; Monogenea; Polystomatidea; Polystomatidae.
AUGGACGUAGUGCAAGGCAAACUCUAUGGCGUCAUGGCAUUGGGGCAAUUAAAAAGAAAUUUAGCACCUUUGCCCAUUCCCGGUUGGCAUGGUCUGUGGGGAGUUGGGAAGACAAGAGCUGUAAGGGAAUUGCUUUCCUCUUCAGCCGACCGAACCACUUGGCCUCUUGCCUCGGGACAGUUGGCCAGAACAGCCGGACUCGUGUGUUCUUGA